This is a messenger RNA of Hydractinia symbiolongicarpus, 4829 nucleotides long. Its product is annotated as E3 ubiquitin-protein ligase Midline-1-like. The transcript is spliced from 7 exons. The coding region runs from base 2556 to 4088 and encodes 510 amino acids. NCBI's taxonomy places the organism in Eukaryota, Metazoa, Cnidaria, Hydrozoa, Anthoathecata, Hydractiniidae. Gene Ontology annotation, cellular component: cytoplasm; nucleus. Gene Ontology annotation, biological process: regulation of barbed-end actin filament capping. The record is from RefSeq and is a predicted model, not a curated record. Gene Ontology annotation, molecular function: protein binding.
AUUUUUAGAUGUUAUGUUUUUAUGUCGCUAGAGUUAAGUGUCCGGCAGACUCGCAUAUGUAAAAAGAAAAAAGUCCAAGUGAAGAAGUAGAAAAAGUGAAGUUGGAAGUGAAAGUGGAGCUACGUGGAGCUAGAAAUAAAGUAAAUUUAGAAGUAGAAAAUAAAGGCCACCAAAAAAAAGCACAGAAGAACGAUCCCUUUAUCUUGAAAAAAAGGAAAAAAAGUGGUUUAAAAAAGCAUAGCUAUAUAUUUAAAAAGAAAAGAGACCAAGUGAAGAAGUAGAAAAGUGAAGUGAGAAGUGGAGCUAGAUGUGAAGUAAAGUUAGAAGUAGAAAACAAAGGCUAGAGUUUAAAGUGGAUUUGAAAUCACAAAUAGUAAGAACUUUGAUAUUUUUAUUCGUUUGGUUUUUAUGUUGGUGGAGCAAGCAGACUCGCAUUUCCCAGGAAAAGCUACAGUUUCAUAUUUUACCGCGUAUGUAGCCAUAUUUGUUUACGUUUUGUAUGUUGCAUAAUUCAUGAGCCCUGGCGCGUAACUAAUGUAUUGUCCUAAAAUUCAAAAUGCUACAUAAAGCUGUUGGCUGACUAAAAAACGGAAAACUUUGGUUAAGUUGAACUGUAAUGUUAUUAAUUUUACAUUACUAUUGCUUCCCCCUAUAUGUGUUUUACUAAGCAUAAAUAGCUAGCUUUAGUUUUAGGUAAGUGUUCCCAGUUUAAGUAUAUUUAACUGGGUGUCUUAGCUCUACUGUUAGCUAGCUAAUGUUAGCCUCCAAGUCCAGCUCCCCAUCCCAUGGUUAGCUCUCUAACCUAUGACUUCUGUUGUUAUUCCUCUUUUUUAAUUAUAUAUAGCUAACUAAUAUAGUUUCCAAAUUUCUCUUCUUUUAUGAGCACGAAUUAUGAUGUUACAAGCUAGCUAGCUACCUACAAAAUCUUUCAAAGACUUGAACUUUUGCAGGAUAGUAGGAUGUAUUUUUAUGCCCAUAGAGAGUAUAGAUGAAUUCCGUUGCUUACAUUUUCAGUGGUAAGCUCUUUCAGCUUUGUCAUUUGCGUGGCAGGGAAAAAGAUUGGGGUGCUAGGUGAAGCAAAGUAAUUUUCACUUCAUUUCUUCAAACAAACAAAGGCAUUCUUAUGACUUUAAUGAAUUCAAAUAAAACAAGGCAUCAACCUACACUCGAUAAUAGUUUAUAACCCCAACGAUGUCCCCGUUAGAAGAAAUCCACAGUAAAAGACCUUUCUUUACCAAAUCCUAGCAUCUUUUUUCCUGCCACGCAAAAGCCAGAGCCAAGGAGCUUACCGCUAAAAAGUAAACAAAUCACGUUACGCUGGAUUCAUCUAUAAUUUUUUUCACAUUACCUGUGCACUUUACCACAUGCAAUAUGACAAGUGGAACGAAUUUUAUAGAAUUUAAAGUGUGUGUGUUAAGUUAUUUAUUAUUGUUUUGUUUCUGAUUUUGUAAUCUAAUGGGCGAUGACUGUAUGCACUCUGUUGUUAUUCCUCUUUUUUAAUUAUAUAUAGCUAACUAAUAUAGUUUCCAAAUGUCUCUUCUUUUAUGAGCACGAAUUAUGAUGUUACAAGCUAGCUAGCUACCUACAAAAUCUUUCAAAGACUUGAACUUUUGCAGGAUAGUAGGAUGUAUUUUUAUGCCCAUAGAGAGUAUAGAUGAAUUCCGUUGCUUACAUUUUCAGUGGUAAGCUCUUUCAGCUUUGUCAUUUGCGUGGCAGGGAAAAAGAUUGGGGUGCUAGGUGAAGCAAAGUAAUUUUCACUUCAUUUCUUCAAACAAACAAAGGCAUUCUUAUGACUUUAAUGAAUUCAAAUAAAACAAGGCAUCAACCUACACUCGAUAAUAGUUUAUAACCCCAACGAUGUCCCCGUUAGAAGAAAUCCACAGUAAAAGACCUUUCUUUACCAAAUCCUAGCAUCUUUUUUCCUGCCACGCAAAAGCCAGAGCCAAGGAGCUUACCGCUAAAAAGUAAACAAAUCACGUUACGCUGGAUUCAUCUAUAAUUUUUUUCACAUUACCUGUGCACUUUACCACAUGCAAUAUGACAAGUGGAACGAAUUUUAUAGAAUUUAAAGUGUGUGUGUUAAGUUAUUUAUUAUUGUUUUGUUUCUGAUUUUGUAAUCUAAUGGGCGAUGACUGUAUGCACUGAAAUGACUGAUUUUUCUAAAUUUUGAUGUGUUUCGUAACCUUUUUGGUGGAAGAUUGAUGCAAUAUACGACAUGCUGAAUGAAAUUAUUUUUGUUGAUUUAGAUGUGUUUCUCAAAAACCAAUCUGUUUUACAUUUUGUGUAAACUUUUGUUUACGAACCGUAUACAAUGUUUCCAAAUAAUGAUCUUUUUUAAUUCAAGUUUAUUCUUUGCUUAUUGAUUUUUUGACAUUUAGGUUCAGAAUUGUUGGUAAAGGGCAGUACGGAUCAUCAUACUAAAAAAGAAAAAUUUUUGUGUUCUUAACUGGUUGAUUUUUACACUGUGUGUAAAUUUUUGUGGGAGAGAAUGAUCGUUAGGUCAUCAGCGUGCACUAUGUCAACAAACAGAUCAUUGCAAGCAUGACAUUGCUUUGAUGUGUACAACAUGUGGUCUACAGAGCUGUGACCAAUGCAAGGAACUGCAUACUUGCCAACCAAAAUUAUUCACAACCGUAACCUUUGAUAAAAAAUUAGAAGAAAUUCGACCAUUAUGCAACCAACAUAACACUCUUGCAAAGCAGGUCUGCCUAGAAUGUGAAAAUAUGUUCACUUGCAGAUACUGUAUAAAUAGAGAUCAUUUGAGCCAUAGGAGAAAAUCUAUUGCUGAAUUUAGCGUUGAAGCGAAGACGUGGUUUCAGUCUUUUAUAGAAACCUUUAAGGAUACGAAAGUCUUGUUGGAGAGGUUAACAGGAAAAUAUAAUGAAGCCUUUAUGAACUUGGAAAGUGAAAGGGAAAAAUUAGUUUGUGAAUUGGAAGCAAGAAAAUUAAAACGAGUGGAGCAAUAUAUUGAACGGUUAAAUAACGAGAACCAAAACCUGUUGAGAAAAUUUGAUAAAAAAGUUUCAGAAUUUAGAAAAAACGUUACUGCUGCGGGUUAUACGGAUGAUGCCAAAAUAAAACAAGCUUCGGACUAUAUUGACGCAUUUAAUUCAAAAGCUGAUUUUGAGUUAGUUGCUCAGAAAGUGGAAAUUGAAAGACAACUACGCGGCAUUGCAUCGGCUCCAUCGACUGUUCCGAGUCUAAAUUCUAAUCUAGAAGAUUUUGAUGAUUUAUUUGAUGAUUUGAUGUUAUUCAAUCCAUUGGGCGUGUUGACAGUUUCCAUUAUUGAUAUAAGUACUGCUGGUGUAGAUGCUGGCAAAAAAUCUGUUUGCGUAAGUCACGUUGGGGAAACUGAAAUAAAAUGUAAUCAAUUAGAUUUAAAGCAAAGUUUGAUGGAUUUAGUGGAAUGUUUAAAUAAGAAUGAAAAACCUGCUGAUAAUGUUCGAGCUGUGAUAAAAAGGAAUAUCAAGCCAAAGGAAAUAGAGCCAGAGAAUGAAAAACCUGCUGAUAAUGUUCGAGCUGUGAUAAAAAGGGACAUCAAGGCAAAAGAAACAGAGAAAUUUAAAAAAUCUUAUACAUUUGAAGAAGUUGAGAAAAUCAUGGAAAAUGGCGACGAAAAGACAUUACAAGCAAUUCUUAUAAACAAUCCAAAUGUCGUUAAAAUGGAAGGUGCUUACGAUAAAAGCACGCUUUUAAUCUCAGCUGCAAUGACUAACAAACCAAGAAACAUCAUAAUAAUGUUAAUUGAUGCUGGUAGUGAUGUGUAUGCUGUGAAUAAGUAUAAAUGGAAUGCAUAUCACUACAGUGCAGGUUAUGGUCAUCAAGAAGUUUUAAAAGUUCUAAUUAACUAUGGCAACAAUAACAUUAACAAUGCAGAUAAAUACGGUAAUACACCACUACAUCUUGCAUCGCGACGUAAUUAUAUUGAGUGUGUUAAAUUACUGUUAUCUAUACCACAAAUUGAUGUAAAUAGACGAAACAAUCCCAUGCAAACUGCUUAUGAUGUUACUGAUGUGGAUGCUAUUAAAUGUUUAUUAAAAAAACACCGAAGAAAAAUAUUUCUUAAUGUUUUUAAUAAAUAUUGUUAAAUUGUAAUAUGUAAUUUAAAACAAUGUCAUCGCUGUACUAAAUAACAAAACCUAGGUUUAUUUUCCACGGAUUUAGCCCGCAGAAAUUUACUGCCGGCUACCUCUUUGCUGCCAUUUUCACUACUGAAAGUACUGUACAUCAUAGCACGUACGACGUAGUGUGGAUCAGAUCCGAAGAUAUGUUUCGACCUUUUCAUCUCUUGUUUUGCCGUUAAAAUGCACCACGCUAUCGUAAACGUACGCUGGCCAUCAAACUUAGGAAAAUUCUAACAACAAGUGCCAUAACGCAGGUUCUUCCGAAACAAAAUUACGGAGAGGUUUGCGUGAGUAAUCAUUAAAAGUUGCCCUUUAAGCUUGAACACGCGCACAGAAGUAAUUUUUCUUUGAAGAUUUUAAUGGUCUUACGGCUUGACCAAACAUACUGACUACGUGGAUAUAAUAAAAUAUCGUACUUCUGCGGGUUUUUUUUUUUUUUUUUUUUUUUUUUGAUUUGUGUUUAGUUUUCAGGUUUGUCUAUUUUUUUACAAUUUCUGCAAUGUCAAUUUUCGCUGGAGUUUUUUUAAAAUGGUAUGUGAUAUGUUUUUACUCAUUUCGUGGAACCAUUUUUUACCCUUGUCAAAUUGCGCCAUUCUAUCUUUUCAAAAAAAAAAAAAAAACAUUUAUGUUUCCCACGCAAUAUCCACUUUGAUUACUUCGCAAAUUGUUUCACCGAUUGCACGUCAACUUUACUGAACACAAAUC